AUGGAACUUUUUGAUAUGAUACCAUAUUCUAUUAGUAGUGUUUGUGAUUAUACCACAUCAGCAUCAUCAACCACUACUUCACCAACCAUUUCAGUUAUAGCUAGCAAUAGUAAUAAUAAUAACAAUAACAACAUUAAAUCAUCAUUUUUAAAUACAAGUAAUAAUAAUAUUGAAAUUAGACAUUCAAUUUCAACCCCAGCAACCCCAAUGACACAUAGCGUUACUUUUAAUUUAAAUCAACCAUUAAAUAGUAUUAGUAAUAACAAUAACAAUAACAACAAUAAUAAUAAUAAUAACAAUAACAAUAAUAAUAUAGAUAUUUCACCAUCAAUUUCGGGCCAAAAUAAUUACAAUAUUAUUAGUGUUUCACCAAAAAAUAUACCUGAUAUACUUAUACUUAGUAAAGAAUACCAAUAUUGUAAUACAACAUUUAUUAAUACAAAUAAUAAUUCAAAACAAGAUUAUAAUCCACUAAAACAUUUAUAUGACCCUCCAUCACAACCACAAACACCAACCCAACAAUCACAAUCAGCAUCAACACUUUUCGACAAUGGAGAUACUUUAAGUUUAAAUACUUCAACUUCUUCAACUACAACAUCAUAUAGCAAUGAACAAAGUUCAAAUUCAACCAACUUUGAUAUAGAGAACCCAACCCAACAAAGAAAAAGAAGCACAUCAUUCUCAAUGAAAAAUUUAAAUAUUCUUUCACAUCAAGUUGCUGGUCAAGCACCAUUAUUAAAAUUACCAGAUGGUAAAAUUUUAAAACCUUUAGUUCCUCAAGAAUAUCAGUUCUAUGAAUCAUUGAAAUAUCAUCAAGAGUUUAUUGGUUUCACCCCAAAGUUUUAUGGCAUACUCGAUUUAAAGAAUUAUGAUUUAAAAUAUUUAGAGGAGACAUUUAAAUCACAUAAUUGUAAUUCAAUCGAUUAUAACCAUUGGAGAAAUAAAACUAUAAAUUUACCAAAAGAUUGCCAAAAUUUGUAUAUUAAAAUUGAAGAUUUAACUUAUUUAUGUAAAUAUCCCUGUAUAUUAGAUCUUAAAAUGGGCACAAGACAACAUGGAGUCGACGCACCCAUCGAAAAAAUAAGGAAAAUGGAAGAGAAAUGUAAACUAACAACAUCUGCUCCAUUGGGUUUUAGAGUGUGUGGACUUAAAGUAUAUGAUCAAAAACAAGGUUCAUACACAACAUAUGAUAAAUUUUAUGGAAGAAAAUUAAAGGUUUCAGAUAUUCCAACAGUUAUUUGUAAAUAUGUAGACAAUGGUUUAAGACAUAGAACCGAAAUUUUAAGUGGUAUAGCGAAAAGAUUGUAUCAAUUAAUAUCACUCUUUGAAAGUCAAAAAUGUUUUAAACUUUAUGGGGGUUCUCUUUUAAUUAUCUAUGAUGGACAAAGUACAAAUCUUCAAGAUGCCAAAAUUAAUAUCAAAAUGGUCGAUUUUGCAAAUGCUUCACCUAAUCACAGUCACAACAAUAGCAACGAUGUUAAUACUUUAGAUGAAGGUUAUCUUUUUGGCUUGAAAAAUCUUUUAAAAAUAGUUAAUAAUUUGGUGCAAAUAUCGAACACAAAUAUAGGUGAAACCAUUUAA
This is a messenger RNA of Dictyostelium purpureum, 1581 nucleotides long. RefSeq lists its product as uncharacterized. Gene Ontology annotation, molecular function: inositol hexakisphosphate kinase activity. The record is from RefSeq and is a predicted model, not a curated record. Bases 1 to 1581 code for a protein of 526 amino acids. Gene Ontology annotation, cellular component: nucleus; cytoplasm. Gene Ontology annotation, biological process: phosphatidylinositol phosphate biosynthetic process; inositol phosphate biosynthetic process. The transcript is spliced from 3 exons. NCBI's taxonomy places the organism in Eukaryota, Evosea, Eumycetozoa, Dictyosteliales, Dictyosteliaceae.